AUGGAUACGUGGAGCUUUUUCUGUACUUGCCUGGUGUCUGCAUGGCUGCGCAGAUUUUACAUCUAUUCUGCUGUUGCUUUUGGGAUCAGCAUUUGGAUCGUUGUUCGGUUCUUCACCACCAGAAAGAAGAUAACUGAGCACGGUGAAAAAUCCAAUAGGAAUCCAGCUGCUUCUGAAGGAAGAGAAGACAAACUAGUAAAUGGAUAUGCCACCCUGCAGGCGAAGGAAGUCUGUGUUGCUGGGGUCAAGAUCUUCUAUGGGUCUCAGACUGGCACAGCAAAGAGAUUUGCCAAGGGUCUGGCUGAAGCAGUUAUUUCCCUUAAUUUGCCUGUGGAAGUCAUUAGCAUGGGAGACUAUGAUCCAGAUGAUUGUUUAGCAGAGGAGGCAACUGGCAGGAACAUUUGUGUGUUCUUGGUAGCUACAUACACAGAUGGACAGCCUACCGAGAGUGCAGCGUGGUUCUGCAAGUGGUUAGAAGAGGCUGCAAAUGACUUCCGCUUUGGGAAAAUGUAUCUGAAAGGCCUGAGAUAUGCUGUGUUUGGCUUGGGAAACUCAGUUUAUGUUGAUCAUUACAACACUGUGGGAAGAAACAUGGACAGGUGGCUGUGGAUGCUCAGUGCCAGCCGUAUCAUGACUCGUGCUGAGGGGGACUGCAACGUGGCGCAGAGCAAGCAUGGCAGCAUUGAGGCCGACUUUGAAGCCUGGAAAGCCAAGUUCCUCAGUCGGCUCCAGGCGCUCUGCAGAGGGGAAAAGAAGCCCUGCAGUGGGAAGUGCAAGAAAGGGAAGUGCAAAUCUGCGGGGAAGCAGAGCAAGGAGAGCUGGGAUCAUGAACAUGGGGCAUCAGAAUACGAGGAUACUGAGGCAGAGGAGUUUGAAACCAGUAGCGAGGAGGAGGCGGCGGCUGAUGCUGAGGAAACUGGAGGCACAAGUUCUGUCAUUGAUGUUGAAGAUCUCGGCAAUAUCAUGAGCCACAUGAAGAAAGCAAAGAGAGAACGUGAGCUCGAGGCAGGAGAUGUUGGAACGAGCUUGGCUCGAGAGAACACUGGGAGGAAGGAGGAGGGUGAAAAGAGAGAGAUGAUUACCCUGGCUCUGAGAGAAGCGCUCACAAAACAAG
Balearica regulorum gibbericeps (East African grey crowned-crane) is the source of this 1114-nucleotide messenger RNA. The record is from RefSeq and is a predicted model, not a curated record. NCBI's taxonomy places the organism in Eukaryota, Metazoa, Chordata, Aves, Gruiformes, Gruidae.